GUAAUCAUUUUCGAGGUGACCUCGUCAUUGCCUGACUACAUCGUAAAAGUGAUAUGACAAUCAGUAACUUGGACGUUCAGCAGUAUGACGUUAACACCUGAGUCUGUGACCAUGGAGCUGGAAAUGGAUAUUGAGAAACUCGGUUAUGUGAAUGGAAACGUCUCUGAAGACAUGAUCAGGGUCAACUUGACUAGUACCAGCAGAAGACCCACACAGACAUUCAGGAGGAUGCCAACCAUGGAUCCCAUGUUGGCCGUACUCUACCAAUUCCAGUUCUACGGAUAUCCUGUAAUCUUAACCAUAGGGACACUUGGGAAUGUGCUUGCUUACCUGAUAUUUACACGAACUCGUUUGAAGAAGGUAUCGUCAGUUCAAUAUUUAGCAGCACUUGCCAUAACAGACACUGGGUUUUUGUGGACAUCAUUUCUCACUCCCUUAUACGGAUAUUAUAAGGUGCCCAUCAUCAUCCAAGAUGGAUUAUGCCAGUUCAUGACAUUUCUCAACUAUGUGUUUACGUUUUUGUCUAUCUGGUAUCUAGUAGCCCUUGUAGUGGAACGGUUUAUAGGAGUUUACUGGCCUAUGAAAAAAAGCACCAUGUGUACACCCUUCAGAGCAAAACUUGUGAUGUCUUUCAUGGCUGUUGUUGCUGUGGCGUGUUACUCUUAUGUUGUGUACUUUUUUGGACCCGAUAAAAUUUAUGGCAUUUUGCAAUGCAUGCCUUGGAAGGAACUUCGGAUUCAUUUUGAAAAUCUGAGUAAAAUUGACACUUUCGUGAUUGCAAUAAUUCCCUAUGGAGUCAUCGUCAUCUUAACAGCUCUUAUUGUAAUCAGAGGUUGUGAGUAUCGCAUUUCUGCUUCAGUGGAAUUAUUUUCACAUCAGAAUCAAAAUGGAAGAACAGGAUCACAACCCUCGGCACAUGUAACGAAGAUAGUAUUCCCCGUCGUUAUCCUGACAGUAAUGAGUAAUCUUCCUGUUAUGAUACUCAGAACAGCAAUGACCAUCCAUGGGGUAAAGAAUCCUCAGAUUGCUAAGUGGAAUCAAGUGUUUUAUGUUGUGUAUAUUAUCAACUUUGCAGUCAAGUUCAUUGUGUAUAUAACAUUUUCUGGGAGCUUUCGCCGCCGAACAUUGGAAGUGCUUAAGAGAGGAUAUGAUAAAAUCAAACGAGCUUGUCGGAAAGGCGUUGCACACUCUGAAACUGAUGCACACCGGAUAAACAUGGAACCAAUGCCUUCAGACAAAAAUCAAUCUUGUCGAUUGAAGAAAACCGAUAUUUGAAUGUAUAUAUAUAUAUGAAAAAAUACUUUAGGUUUUACGUAACACCUUCAGCACUGUAUCACUCAAAAUAUAUUACUUGGACACAGACAUUUAAUAUCUAUUGUACU
Haliotis rubra (blacklip abalone) is the source of this 1382-nucleotide messenger RNA. Its product is annotated as P2Y purinoceptor 1-like. Gene Ontology annotation, molecular function: G protein-coupled receptor activity. Gene Ontology annotation, cellular component: plasma membrane. The record is from RefSeq and is a predicted model, not a curated record. Gene Ontology annotation, biological process: G protein-coupled receptor signaling pathway. NCBI's taxonomy places the organism in Eukaryota, Metazoa, Mollusca, Gastropoda, Lepetellida, Haliotidae.